CACUGCAUGUUCACAAGGGGUGGAGUUCUGUUGACUAGGGGCUAAAAUUCUGCCUCCUAAUCAAUCACAGUGGCAGGAAAAGCAUGGCAACAUGAGCAAUGCUGAGAUAAUCGGUUCUACAAAUCUUAUAAUUCUGCUAGAGGAUGAAGUCUUUGCCGACUUUUUCAACACAUUUCUUUCUCUUCCGGUCUUUGGUCAGACACCAUUUUAUACUGUUGAAAAUUCACAGUGGAGCUUGUGGCCAGAAAUACCUUAUAACUUGAUUGCAAAGUACAAAGGAUUAUUGACCUGGUUGGAAAAAUACCGGUUACCUUUCUUCUGUAAAACCAACUUGUGUUUCCAUUACAUUCUCUGUCAAGAGCUCAUCGGCUUCAUUAACUCCCCAGAAGGAGCCAAGAUGAUGAGAUGGAGAAAAGCAGACCAGUGGCUACUCCAUAAGUGCAUUGGUGGGGUCAGAGGGAUGUGGCGCUUCUGUACCUACCUCACCAGCAGUACAGGUGAAGAGCUGGUGGACUUCUGGAUCCUUGCUGAGGAGAUCUUGAGCAUAGAUGAGAUGGACCUGGAGAUGAGAGACCACUACCUGUCCCUCCUCCUUGUGCUGAAGGCUACACAUCUACAGGAGGGCUCAAGAGUGAUAACUCUCUGCAACAUGAACAUCAAGUCCCUCCUGAACCUCUCCAUCUGGCAUCCCAACCAGUCAACCACCAGGAGGGAGAUCUUGAGCCACAUGCAGAAAGUGGCUCUGUUCAAAAUUCAGAGCUAUUGGCUCCCCAACUUUUACACCCAUGCCAGGACAAUUCUGGCCAAGGAGGAAUCAUGCCAAGGUCUGAUGCAGGAAUAUGAGACUCGCCUGUACACUAUUUGCUGUACUCAUGUAGGAGGACUCCCUCUAAACAUGAGCAUCAAGGAGAGCCACCACCCCCAGAAGCAGUACUCGAGCAGGAAGACCAAGAGGAGGAUGUGGCAAUUGAUAGACCAUAGCACUACUCUGAAAAUGGAUACCAAGCCAGACACCAAUAUUACACAACCCCAGAAAAUGUGUUCUCCAGAGAAGGACACAUACAAAUAUAAAUAUAUACAAAUGCCUUCCCCGAAAGUGACUUCUUCAAAAGAGAGAAUAAUCAGUUCCCUGGAAAAGGAUAUUUUAUGUGCCAGGAAGUCUGACAUGAAGAAGAAAGCCAAGAGCCACCUCCACAUGGAGGGCCUCUUUGAGACAACGUUCUCUACACACCUGAGGACUGUCACCCCUAUCAUCAAUCACUCCCCCCAGAUGAAAGUCAAGAAGGCCAUCAAGCAAACCAUCUCCUUAGGGUACACCCACUGGGCCUUGUGUGCUGAUGCCUGUGCAGGGAGUCCCUUCCGGAACCACCUGAAAAAGCAGAAUUUGAAAGUGGAGACCCAACUCCUGGACCUCUGGCAAGACCUGCACCAUUUUCUCAGUGUCCUGAUGAGUAACAGGAAGACUGGGAAUGCCACCUUUCGGCACAUGCUGGGCAACCGAAUUUGUGAGCUCUACCUGAAUGAACAGAUUGGUCCAUGCCUACCACUCAAAUCACAAACCAUUGAAGGCCUGAAGGAGAUGCUGCCUUCUGGGGAUAUAAACCCCUGGAUUCCCAGAGCCCAGAGGGAGAUCUGCAAGAUGCUCAGCUCCUGGUAUGAUGAAUUCCUGGAGGAAGAGGACCACUGGUUUCUCAUUUUCACAACUCAGGCCAAGUUCAUCAGCAGCAAAUGGCAUAAAAAGGAAUCUAUAAGUAAAGAAGAGAACAUUCUUCUUUAUAAGAGGUGUGAGGAAUCCCUGGAGUUAAGCCAGGGUUUGGCUAACAUGGAGGAAAUGGAUUCUAUGCAGUGGCAAAAGAUAACAACCGAGGACCUGAAACAAAACGGGUCUCUCCAGGUAGAACUAAAGUCUCCAGUGUUCCAAGCAGACAUCAGGAAAAUGUCCUUUGAGGAACUCUGCUUUAAGUUUCCAAAGGUGGCCAUACAGAAGAUCAGCGAUGAUUACAAAAUAUAUUGUGAAACAGCACCUAAACUAGAUAUUGCAUUGGAAGUUGUCAGAGAACCAAAUGUGUUUUCAACCUCACAUAGGAAAAUGUCCUUCUUCAGAAAGGCUGGUGUAAGGAAGCCCUCGUUAAGACCCAGAAACUUAACAGAAGUCCUCCUCAAUACACACCACUUGGAGUUCUUCAAAGAGUUCCUCAAAGAACGGAAGGCUGAAAGCCCCUUGCAAUUCCUGGUAGCCAUACAUAAGAUCAGUAUUGAGACAAACGAAAAAAUAUACAAGUCUCUCUUUGAAAAUAUAAUCAAGACUUAUUUCCAUGGCAAAAGUUCUGCUGAAGAAAUACUGCAGUGUGAUGCCCCUAUUGUCAAAGAAAUCUCUGGAAUGCGUCAUGUCAGCACAACCACACUGUUAAUGAUACAGAGCUUUGUCAUGAAAUCUCUGGAAGAGAAGUGGUUUAAAGAUUACCAAGAGCUGUUCCCACCUUAUCCUGAAGGGCAUGUUGAAGUACAAACUUCUAAGAAGCCCUCAAAGACCGCAGCUCACCUACAAGAAUCCCAGGGGAGAGGCUGGCGGAAAAUGAUUGGCUUCAUUAAGAGUUUUUGCAAGUACCGCAGAUUUGUGUCUGAUCCCCAUAAGCGCCGGGAAUUUGAAGACUAUCUUCACCUAGAAGUACAAAAUAACAAGGAAAAUUUCUCCACAACACCAAAUGCACCAGGACGCCCAACCGCAAAUACCGCCAACGUCCGGAACGCAGACCUUGAGAAUGGGGAUGUAAUACUGAUGAAGCGUCGAAUACUUGGCCACAGAAUUAUCACCGUCAACUUCGCAAUCAAUGAUUUGUAUUUUUUUUCUGAAAUAGAGAGAUUUAAUGAUUUGGUAAGUUCAGCUCACGUGCUGCAAGCCAACCGGGCAUACAAGGAGAAUGACGUGGCCCUAAUGAGGUCUAAAAUUAACAUCAUCCUAAAGCUCUACCUGCAUUCGGAAAUCCCUCCAAGGCUGAGGGUGAACAUCUCUGAAUCCCAGAAGGAUGCCAUCAUUGCUGCCAUUGCAGAGGGCCACCUAGAUCGGAACAUCUUCCAUGGAACUGUCAUGUCUCUCUUCCCUAUCAUUAUGUACUUCUGGAAAAGGUUUUGUUCCUGGAAGGCAGCCCACUCUUACUUCCAGUUCAAGGGGAAGACACACAAGGAUAAAAAAACUUCUCCUAAACCCACACACAAGACUUCUCCUUGGAGUGGAGGAGACCAUGCCAUCUUAAGAUUCACCUUGCUCAGAGGUAUUGAGUGGUUUCGGCCUCAACAACGGGAGGUAAUAGCAAGUCCAGGCCAAAAUUAGCACCUGCUAACUUGAACAGAACCUCCAUCCCAUGCCUUCUGCUUCCUGGAAGUACCUACUACAGAUCAUCUUAUCCCAGUAAUAAACACUCUUGUCCCAGCCACCCAUAUCUGAGCCACGCUAUAUCCUUUUUCUCCCCCAUCUUUAGCCUCAAGGAGUUAAGCCCUCUUCCAAGUAUUAAAGUUGCCUUGGUUUCCA
This is a messenger RNA of Lutra lutra (Eurasian river otter), 3529 nucleotides long. It is a transcript of the gene RGSL1, whose product is annotated as regulator of G protein signaling like 1. The coding region runs from base 92 to 3331 and encodes 1079 amino acids. The record is from RefSeq and is a predicted model, not a curated record. Lineage: Eukaryota; Metazoa; Chordata; Mammalia; Carnivora; Mustelidae. The transcript is spliced from 21 exons.